Molecule: messenger RNA, 3306 nt
Organism: Lingula anatina
Lineage: Eukaryota; Metazoa; Brachiopoda; Lingulata; Lingulida; Lingulidae
Biological process (GO): intracellular signal transduction
Source: RefSeq, a predicted model, not a curated record
GUGGAAAUUUGCCAUGAUCAAAACAACAGCAGGAGUAGCAAGCAGGAGCACCUGUCCAAGAUCAAAUACUCCAGUGCUAUAGAUUAUGCCUUCUGCGCUCGGUUCAGUAUGGGUCAGAAAUUGUGCUGUACUACACCGAACAAGAGAAGAAGUCCUCGUCGACACAGGAGUGCCAGCCCUAGGACGCAGAGGACCCGGGGAGGUGAAAUUGUGAGCGAGCCUGAGCUGCACCAAGGUCACUGCGAGGAAUUAGAAGAUGGAAGCGGCUUCCUGAGAAUGGAAACUAGCACCGGAGAACUCGUACGGAAAGAAUGCUGCCUAGUAGAACAGUGGAGAGCCUCCGUAGCAGGCACACUGGGUUUUGAGGAUUCCCCUGUGGUAUGUACCUAUCCUCUGUACCACUGUAGUCUGAGAUGGGUCGGGUUUAGGCUAUGUCGCUGGCAGCUCAGUGUGGUACAUGACAGACAGAAGAAAUGCUUGGUGUUUGUGAGAUACCAUCUAGAUGUCCGAGGUGCUGUCCACCACACCUCCACCCCUGUCCCCUACCACCAACACCCUGAGGUCCUAGCUAGAAUAGAGGACUCUGCUAUGAAUGUCAUCCACAUAGACGACACCGCCUACUGCUACCAAGACCACAUGGUGGUUAUAGGCAUCUUCAGACUUCCGCCUAUGAUUAUCACAUUCGUGUGUGUAGACCUGAAGGAGAAGAGUAUAGUCUCAUGUUUCGAUGCACCAGAACAAUAUAACAUAGAUGUGCGCUAUAAAAGUGUUAUAAGUCCCGACAAGACAAAGAUUGGUGUGUUGUAUGAGAAACAUGACUCCUGGAAACUCUACCUGUACUCAGUCGGUACAUCACAGAAGCUGAAUAUAAUCGAGUUAUUUGAUUGGACAGGUGCUCCUAUUUAUAAUCUCUGGAUGGGGCCAGGGACCUUGGCCUUUGACCCCAGGUAUGGCUGGUCCCGACUCGCCUUCUGUCGAGGAACCCAUCUUGCCUUCUGGGAUUUGAAAUCUCACCAGCGUUUGCAUCAGAUAACAGUCAGCAAUGCCCGAGACGCCUUUGAGUACGGACUUCCCAUGUACAGUCCUGAUGGGCGUUUCCUUGUUGUUGUCUAUAUUCUUGUCAUUACAGAGGACAGAUUUUCUGUGACAAAGGUGGACAUAUUCGACAGUGACAAUUUAAUCCGUUUGGCCACCUCAUCACAGGAUUGCGUGAUUAAUGGCCUGCAUGUGUGCUCAUGUUUACCCAUGUUUUCAGCCUGUAGUCAACGGCUGGCAGUUGUCUCCAGUGAUGUCCGUCACAGCAACUCGUAUUGUAAAAUGUGUGUAUUUGAAUUACCUCAGCCAAUCAACCUUCAAGAAAUUUGCCGAAUGGUGAUCAUACGAUCUGUCAGACAUAAAAAAUCGCUCCUGAAGAAGCUGCCACUGCCUCCAACAAUACUCGGCUUUCUCACCUUUCAGCCCAUGCUGGAGUGAGAAUUGUUGUAUUCAUUAUUGUAAUUUGAUGUCAGAUAAAAGAAACACCCAGUUUUAUUCCUUUUUUUAAAUGAUGCACAAAUCAGUAUUUAUUUAUUUACCAUCAUUUUAUUAUUAGUGUUUUUUUAUAUGAAGAGUUUGUAAAAAAAAAAACACCUUUCUUGCAAAUAGUUUAUGUUCAGAAAUUUUUUAUUUACAAUUUUUAACUUAUUUAUUGUGAGCUUGAUACUUUACUUUCAUACACUGUACCCUCAUGACUGUGCCAUUUCAGAAGUCUUCAAGGUUGAAGCUUUAUAUGGUCCCAUUGUUUGUACUUCCAUGAUGUGUUACAGGCCCUUAGCCAACAAUAUCAAAGGAAGGAAGGAAAGGGGGGGGGGAGCUUUUUCUGAAAAAGGGGACCUUUUACCAUGAAACCCUCUUGCACCAAUUUUAACCCAGAGCAGAUCUUUUCCUGGCAAAAGGGGUGGUUUGUUUGACGAUCCCCUCCCCUCCUCGGCCUGUGUUAUUUUGUAUUACUAGUCAUUUCCACACAUAUUUUUCAGUGUAUUACAUUUGUACUUUAUGUUCAAAUUUUUAUAAAAAUGACUUUGUAAUAACAAAGAUGUAAUUAUUAGUGCAAACAAUAAGAAGUUUUUUUGUCAGUUCAAGACUGAUUUUUAUACUUAUUGUACUUGACUUGGUACUGUUGAUGUAUUGUGUAGUAUGUUUUCUAUUAGAAAUUGUUUCACGUAUAUUGCCAAGCAGUCCAUUUAUACUGACAUCUUACACAAACAUUCAUGAACUCUUUAAAGUCAGUUUGGUAGUUAAACCCUUAUUUUAUAAUUUCAUUAGCUGCAAAAGACACACACUUGGCAGGAGUAGAAUAUUGAAUUUUUCCGGAUUUUUCAUGGUAAUUUUAAGCAGAUAUAUUUGUGUUAUGUUCUGUAAUCAUACAAUAUUAGUACUGUAUCGAUCCCAGGGUCACUGUUAUAUGCUCAUAUGUUACUUUUAAAUAUUUCUUGAUUUAACUGUGAAGGUGCACCUACAUAUAAGUUUGUCCAAUUGAGUAUUAUUAUUAUUAUUAUUGAAGUCUGUCUUACUCCCAGCCACAACAUAUAAUCCCUAUUUAUGCAAUAUUGAUGUGCAUAGCAGCCAGUAUUAUAAGGAAUUAAGUUACUUAAUAUCUGUGUGAAAGUUUAAAAUGCAGCCUGGAGUGAAAGUGAUUCACUUUGCAUAAAUACAAAACAAAAAAUUUGCAUAAUAUUUGUGAAACCCGAUCUGAUUAAUUUCAUUAGCUAUUUAUUUUUCAUUUAGACCAAGAAGGUAGGUUUGGAAAUAUUGUCUUAACAUCACAAUCCCAAAUCUCUUUUUUUUUUUCAUCUUGGAAAGAAAACUAAGCCCAGAAUACAUGUAUGUGACUGAAUCAGAUUGUUGUCUUUUGUAACACGGUCUACAUCAUGCUGAUGUCACAAUAAAGCAGCAAACAUCAGAUUUUAAAACAGUUUUUACUUGAAAGUACAUCAACUGUUUCAUGUUGAACUAAUUUUUAGAUCAAGUUUAUUUUCAAAAAAUCAUUUUUAGCAUUUUGUGACAUGAAUUAAUGUUGCCAAAAAUAAUCCAGUACCUCCAUACAAUCAUCAUUGCCUUUGACUUAGUUUUGAAUUUCUUGCAGAAGUCAGAAUUUCCUGGAAGUUGGCUUGAACGUUGGCAAUCAAUUAUUAAAUUUCGAUUAAAUUUUUCCAGAUUGUUAGAGUUGUGGCAAAUGCUAAGAUGGGGGGGAUUUAAGGUUGGUUAUUUGAGGGGAAAACGUUUAUUCCUGGUAAAUUUGUUGUAUAUCAGAUUUUCACUAGAAAG